Molecule: messenger RNA, 4403 nt
Organism: Jaculus jaculus (lesser Egyptian jerboa)
Lineage: Eukaryota; Metazoa; Chordata; Mammalia; Rodentia; Dipodidae
Gene: Znf770
Product: zinc finger protein 770
Exons: 2
Coding region: 158-2272 (704 amino acids)
Biological process (GO): regulation of transcription by RNA polymerase II
Molecular function (GO): DNA-binding transcription factor activity; RNA polymerase II cis-regulatory region sequence-specific DNA binding
Source: RefSeq, a predicted model, not a curated record
CCAGACGCCGCGCUGACCCGUGGACGUGCGCCUGCCUGCCGGGUGCCUUCGCUGGGUCUCGGCCCCGCGAUGCGCGUGUGCCCGAGCCCUUGCCUGCCUCAGACAUUUGUGGAGCCUCAGACACCAUGGAGCACAUCAGAAUGUAUCACUGAAGAUCAUGAUGGCUGAAAAAAAUUCAAAAAUGCUAAAGAUUCAGCAAUGUGUAGUAGCUAACAAACUACCUAGAAACAGGCCAUAUACUUGCAAUAUAUGCUUCAAGCACUUUGAAACACCUUCAAAAUUAGCUAGGCAUUAUCUCAUUCAUACUGGUCAAAAGCCAUUUGAAUGUGAUGUAUGUCAUAAAAACUUUAGACAGUUGGUUCAUUUAGAGAGGCAUCAACUAACUCACACUCUACCUUUUAAAUGUACUAUUUGUCAUCGCCACUUUAAGAAUCUGAAGACAUUUGUAAAGCACCAACAACUUCACAGUGAAACCUAUCAGACUGAUGUUAAGCAGGUCAGAAGAUUGCUGGAAACCAAGCAAGAAAAGCCUGCACGUGGAGCAUAUAAUACUUUUCCCACAGAGGAGAGACGGGCACUACACCCACGCUCUAAGUCUGAUACCACACACAGCACUACGAAGAGAAGAAAGAAUAUCCAUGCAUGUACAGUCUGUGGGAAGAUGUUUCCAUCACAAUCAAAACUCGAGAGGCAUGCACUUAUUCAUACUGGUCAGAGGCCUUUUAAAUGUAUCCUGUGCAGUAAAUCUUUCCGACAGUCAACUCAUUUAAAAAUCCACCAACUCACACAUUCUGAAGAAAGGCCUUUUCAAUGUUGUUUUUGUCAGAAAGGAUUUAAGAUUCAAAGCAAACUUCUGAAGCAUAAGCAAAUCCAUACUAGGAGUAAGAUUUUUCAGAACCUGUUAUUAAAGGUGAAAAGUCCAGAAUUGUGCCCCCUUCCUAAUAAAUUAAAUUCAAAGCAGGAUAGUUUAGAAGAUGGUGAUAAGGGUGAAUCUGAGAAUGAUCCACUUGAUGUCCACUCUGUUUAUAUUGUCCCUUUUCAGUGUUCAGAGUGUGAAGAAUGCUUUGAAUCAGAGCAGAUUUUCAAUGGACACAAGUGUUUUCCUGUUAGAGGUGGCAGAAUUCCAAGCAGACUCAAAAGAGGCUGCAACUAUAAAACUAUUGUUAAAAAAAUCUUGGCUAAACUCAAACGUGCUGGGGGUAAAAAAUUAGAUAACUUUCGAUCACAGAAAAAGACAUUUAAAAACAGUUUCUUGAAGAAUCGUGAACAUCUUAGUGAUGACCAGAAGACUGAACACAAUCAGAGAACAUGUCUGGGUUCUCUUGGCAAACAUGGAACCUAUAAGACAGUUGGUGUUAAAAAGAAGAAAGCACUGACUUUGCCCAUUUCUUGGCAAAAGCAAUUCCAAAGUCAAAAUUUACAAGGCCAAAAUGUGCAGAAUUUACAGGGGAUCCUGUCAACAGAAAACAUGUUAACUGUGGAUAGUUCAGUAAAUAAAGACUUGCCAAUCUAUGGUUCAUCAGGUGAGGAAUUCUUUAAUAACUGUGAAGUUCUUCAGUGUGGUUUUUCAGUUGCAAGAAAAAACAUACUUGCCAGACAUAAAAUAUGUCCCUGUGAUAAAUGUGAGAAAGUGUUCCCUUCUGUAUCCAAACUACAAAGACAUUAUUUAAUUCAUACAGGACAGAGGCCUUUUGGCUGUAAUGUUUGCGGAAAAUCUUUUAGACAGUCAGCUCACUUAAAAAGACAUAAAUCAACGCACUCUGGAAAGAUUCCUUAUAGAUCUUGCUGGCAAGUAGAAUUUGGAAAUGUGGACCAACUUUACAUUAAUCCAAGUGAUGAUGUAAACUAUAGUGCUUCUCAACAGUGUCAGGCUCUUGGUUUCCAAGAAUACGAGUGUUCAGAGUCUGAUCGAGUACCAGGCAUGGAUGUUAAAGCCGAAUCCAAGGAUUUCAUUCUUAGCACACACAGUAACAGGCCAGCUUACCUAUCGAGUGCACUUAUGGAACCAGAGCAGAACCAUCACUACUGCAGCUAUUCAGGGCAUCACGAGAGAAAUGAUGGGCUUCUUUACCAGUGUAGUGUGUGUUGCAAAAGCUUCCGAUCUCCAUCCAAACUAGAAAGACAUUAUCUAAUUCAUGCUGGGCAAAAACCAUUUGAAUGUUCAGUCUGUGGCAAAACAUUCAGACAGGCUCCUCACUGGAAGAGACAUCAGCUUACUCACUUUAAAGAACGACCACAAGAAAAAGUGGUCAUCUUAGAUUCAGUUCUGUAACUGUCAGAGCUACUACCAUGUUCAUGAUCUCUGGUGAUCUUACACCAUUUGUAAUACAUUUUCAUGAAAAGACUUGCACUGUACUAGACAGGGAUUUCAUAGGCAAUUUCUUGUUUUGAAUAGUAAGAAGUAAGAUACAAACAAUUUUAUAGCAUUUUAAUAGCCUAAAUUUGAGAAGGAGAAAUGUGGUUAGAUACCAUAAAGGAAACAUUUUAUAUUCUACACAUAUACUGGGUGUCUGAUAAGUUAUAAAUCCAUCAUGUUUUAACAGUCUGGUCUCAUUCAUUGUGCUGCUCACUGAGACAUGUAAUCUCCUUUUACACAUACCCCAAAAUAAGGCAAAAAUUGUCAUUCAGCACAAGUAAAUAACUCCAAAAGCAUAAUUUUAUCCAUCUAUAAUUCAGUUUAUUGCAAAACAUUGUUUCUGUAAAAAUAUAGAGAAUACUUACAAAAGUAGGAAAAUUAUACAUUUUCAUUUUCUUAAUUUCAAAGCUAUUCUUGGGACUUGUGUGGUAAUUUUAACUCCUUUACCUUAGGUGAAGUUUGGUUCUUUGUUUCCAGACUACUGUUGUCUUCCUCUAAGGAAUGUAAAAGUAGGAAGGAGGCUAGGUUUCACCUGUGUAUAUUUAUAAUGAAUUUUCAUGUAUACUUGAUAGGAAUAUUUUCCAAGUGCCAUAAUCUUUUUGAUGAUAUGCUUGCAGUUUUAUCUUUUUAGAGUGAUAAAGACAGUCACUUGUUGGUUUGUUACUGGUUGACAGCAUGAACAAGACUUACCUAAGGAACUGCAUUUUUCAUGUGACUUAAGAAAAAAUUUUAUGUUCAUGCCUUUAUCAUUGAGUGUUCCUAUGACUUAACCAAGUCAAUUUUACUAAAUAUGAUCAAAUGACAAUAAUUAUCUAGUUUUAGUUUUUAGUCCUCUAUGGUUUUACAAGGUACUAAUGCUAGACUAUUAUUUUGAUCUUUAUUAUGUUGUCAUUUCCAUUAGUAUGGCUAUCAUCCCUGUACAGAAAGAAGAUGCUUAUAGAGUUAAAGGUAUUUUAUUUUUUAUACAGAAUUGUGAUUUCGAUAAUAUUUAAUCUUAAACCAAAAGUGAUGUGUCUCAAUCAUAAAUUUUCUUCAUAUUUAUAAUAGUUUAUAAAGUCAUUGAGAAUAACAUUUUCUAGCAAUAAAAAUGCUAACCAUAGUGUUUCUAAGAUGAAAAGAAGAACUGAUGAGUAUUAAUCUUAGCAGACUUAAAUAUGGUAAAAAGCCCUCUGUUGAUAAUAAAUGGUUAAUUACAAAUUUUGCAUCAUGUUCUAAGAACUCUAUUUUAUGAAAGAAUGAGGGCUGGAGGGAAAGGGUUUGGUCUGCUUCCUCCUUUCACCACCAGUGAAUAUUAAGUAAUUUGGGUUUGAUUUACAAAUACCAACUAUGAUGAUAUAAAUAAAAUAUUCAAAAGAUGUACACUUGUGCCUGUUUUUUAAGGAGUGACAUUUAGGUAAAGUAGAGGAGAACCACAUGGUUUUAAAAAUACUACUACUGUCAUGUUUUUUGAGAUUUGAGAAAUGCUUUUUCAUUAUAAGUAAGAUGUGGUUUACAGAAUUUGCUUUGCAUAGAACUCUCAAAGAUACACCAGUUAAGAGAAAAGUAAAAAUGGCUAGUUAUUUUCCAAGAAUAAAAGUUUAAGAGUUCUCUGUCUAAAACUAAUUAGGCAGUUCCCUAAGCCAUUGAUACAAUUUCAUUCAAAGGAAAUGUCUUAUCUACUCCUUUCCCAACCCACACAGGGAGAGUUCUCAAUGCUUUGCUAGUAUGGCUGUUAGGCCUGAGUUGCUAUGUGAUAUGAUAUGACCUGUUUUUCCUUUUCUUACUUUUUUUUUGGUCCAUGCCUUUUUAUGCUGUUUCAUAUUGAAAGUUGGAAUAUUGUAAGAAUUUUUUCAGAGAUGUACUGUAGUGCUAUUUGAAGUACUUGUAACAGAAUAUUUACAUUUAAUAUCAUUGUAAGCUCCUUGUAAACACUUUAUAGAAGUAAACAAAGUAUAAAUCCAUGUUAAGAUGUUAAAGGAGGGUUUGCUGCAUGCUAAAAACUGUAGGUACUGUUGGAACAAUUAUUUUCAUUUUUUUUUUUGAAAAAGAAAUAAACUUUAAAAAUACA